Messenger RNA from Amborella trichopoda, 1539 nucleotides. RefSeq lists its product as uncharacterized. Lineage: Eukaryota; Viridiplantae; Streptophyta; Magnoliopsida; Amborellales; Amborellaceae. The record is from RefSeq and is a predicted model, not a curated record. Gene Ontology annotation, molecular function: protein binding.
GGGUCCAACUGAACCCAAACCCUGACCCGAAUAGUUUUUGGGUCCAAGAUUUGAACCCAGACUCAACCCGUGGGUCCAAAUGUUGGACCCAUAUCCGGACCCAUGUCAGGUUUACUGACACGUUCCGGGUUGGGUCCGGGUCCAUCACCAACCCUACCGAUAUCAAAGGUAAAUUAUCUCAUUAUAUACAAUCCGAGGAUAUAUUCCUUUCAUUUUAUAUAGACUUUGAACCCUGCAUUUCUCAGCGUGCUUGUCUCGUUCCGCCCCUCCUUUCUGCUUGCACUUUACAAAGUGAAAAUGGUGACUUCCCGCUUCCUUAUUUGCAGUUCUUCUGCAUCGUCAAUUGGUAAGUGCUUUCUCUCUCAUUAUCGCAAAAUCUCUCACCUAUUCCCGAUCGUUUCUCUCUCUGUUCCCUUACUUCCAAAACCCAAUUCUGUUUCUAUCCCUUCUGCAAAGUUUUUCACCUCAAUCCCAGGGAACAUUCAAAUCUCGUCCAAUCUCAAUAACCCAGAAAAAUCCACUUCCAUUUUCUCUCUCUUCAAAAGGUUCAGCUCUGAAUCGAAAUCAAACAGCACAACGAAGCUUAAUUUCAACAACUCUGAUUCAGACAAUGACGAUGAAGAAGAAGAAGCAAAAAAGAAGAACAAGGUAAUAGACAAGAGCAAGCUCCCCCCUCCUUAUGACCCAUUCAGCAAAAAACCAGUUGUUGAAGAACCAGAGGACCCAAAAAACCUUCAAGAGAUUUUUUACAAGAUGAAGUCGGAAGGGUUGAUUCCGAACGCCAUUAAAAUGUUCGAUGCUUUGUCUAAAGAUGGGUUAACCCAUGAAGCCAUGGAGCUUUUCGGGGUGAUCAAAGAUAAGGGACAAAUGCCUGACAUUGUUGCUCACACCGCUGUUAUCGAAGCUUAUGCGAAUGCUGGUCAAAGCAAAGAGGCCAUGAAGGUUUAUACGAGAAUGUUGGCCUCUGGUGUUAAACCAAAUGCUUAUACGUAUACUGUACUUAUAAAAGGUCUCUCGAGAGAUGGGAAAUUUUCCGAGGCCAAUAAGAUUUUAUUGGAGAUGAUGGAUAAGGGAAUUAAACCAAAUGCUGGGACUUACACGACUUUCUUUGAGUGUUUAUGUAAAGAGGGGAAGACUGAAGAGGCUGGGGUGUACUUGGAGAAAAUGAAGGCCAGGGGAUUUGCCCCUGAUGAGAAGGCAACUAGAGAGAUUUUGAGCAAGAGAGGGCACGUGUUUAGAAGUGUGAUGAAUUUACUUUUUGGUAAGUGAUUUUGUUGUUAAUGGGUCGUUCCGGUAGGGUAGUGAUUUUGUGGGUAGUGGGUUGUUACAGUUGGGUAGGAGGUUGAGAGAGAGAGAGAGAGAGAGAGAGAGAGAUGUUUGAUCUUUUAGGCUUUAAGGUCUCAGUCUGAGAUUGAAGUUGCAAGAACUGUUCAGUCUAUCUUCUCUCCAAGUUUUUCGAAACUGCUGCAGUUUAUAGAAAAAGCACAAGGUUCUUCUCUGAUAACUAUCUCUAUAUAAUUGCCCUUAAAAUGACUGAUU